UGUGAUAAGCAUAGUUUUUUAGUCUACAUAUUUCUUGUGCGAAUAGUAUGUUGCGUAUCAUCAUAAAAUAGUGAAGUGCAAAAACUGAGAGAGAGAAAUAAAUAAAAGAAGACACGUCGAAUAUAUUCCUGAUAUCCCGAGAUCAGCAAUAGUAUCUAACACAAGUAUGAAGCUACUAGUCGUGUCUCUGAUCUUCGUGACGACAAUCUCUAUUACGAAAGCGCAGACCAGAUAUGCGACCAAACCAGGUUCAUGUCCACCUGCCUUACCUGUACGAUUCUGCGGACGAUCCUGCUACAUUGACGCACACUGCGAAGGAAUUGGUAAAUGUUGUCCGACUCAAUGCGGUGGUUCUAUCUGCUCCAUGCCCGUCACAAUGACAGGACCUACCGCUACAGAAAAACCAGGAUCUUGUCCAUCGACACCGACGGGAAGAUGGGUAUGCACAUCCACUUGCAGCAACGACAGUCAUUGCAAAGGAAACCUAAAAUGUUGCAAAAAUAGAUGUGGUGCCCGAGCUUGUCAAAAACCAGAGAUCGAAGUAGUGGAAUCCAUGGAAAUUCCGGUUAAUCCAAUUAUGUCGCGUUUCGGAAAUGAUUACAAUGAUUACUACCACUAAUCAAUUUUUGUAUUCCUUCUAAUAUUGUAUUCAUAAUAGUUAACAUAUCUAGAAUUUAGAGAGAGAACAUUGAUUUUUAUAUUGAGUUUAAUAAUCGUGUUAUAAUAAAAUAAUUUUAA
Molecule: messenger RNA, 738 nt
Organism: Pogonomyrmex barbatus (red harvester ant)
Lineage: Eukaryota; Metazoa; Arthropoda; Insecta; Hymenoptera; Formicidae
Product: WAP four-disulfide core domain protein 2
Cellular component (GO): extracellular region
Molecular function (GO): serine-type endopeptidase inhibitor activity
Source: RefSeq, a predicted model, not a curated record